AAUAGGGCAGAAGGGCUUGCUCUAUUAUAGCUUCUUUGGGAGGAGGAAAUUCAGACAGAAAACACAUCAUGAUGAGUUCUUCCCAACAAUAUCUAGUUUUUCUCAUGUUACUUUUGUUUAUUACAAGAUGUGUUCUGCUCUGCACCACUGAUCCAACAGAUGGAUUCAUCAAUGUCCCAUUAACAGAGGACAAUUUCGAAAUCCAAAGGCCGUAUGAUGUGCCCCUGGAAGAACGAUACAGUUAUAAGAAUGGUACUCGUCGGCUGUGGGUUUAUGCCGAUGACAAGCCCCAUGAUCCCAACAGCCACACACAGCCUCGUACUGAAAUCCGGAUACAUGGCCUGGAUUACUCAUCUGGCGUGUGGCAGUUUGAGGGGCAUGCAUUCGUCCCCAACGGGACGUCUGGUGCUACCAUAUUGCAAAUUCACGGUGCGUCCCAUGGAGCAACGACUAUAAUUCUGAGGAUUUAUGGUGGAGACAUGAGAUAUUACAGUGGCCAAGUGAUGGCAACUGAUCUGUAUGAUAAGUGGUUCAGGAUUAAUCUGAUACACGAUGUUGAUGGAGGGAACGUGACUGUUUUUCUUGAUGGAGCACAGGUGUUUACAACAGGAGACCAGGGCCCUGGAGACUUGUACUUCAAGUGUGGAGUCUAUGCUGCACCGGAAAACAUCAGUUACUACAUGGAAUCCAGGUGGAGGGAUAUCAAAAUAUACAAGAAGUGAGAUUCAUUGUCAGAAGAAUCUUACAAUCCUGGAAUGUAUAAAGAGAAUAAAGACUGUGCUGAAAUUACUUACAAGCAGAGUAUAUGAAUUUAGUACAAACAAAAAAGUAACUGCGGGAAUCUGAUCAUAUCCUUAAUCAUAUAUACUACGGUUUACAAAUGAAAAAAUAAUCUACAUAGCCUAAAUACAUGUCCUGCUGCACAUAAUUUUCCUACACCAGACUUGAAAUUUCCUUCAUCAGCAGAGCUCUAGCCCGAUUGAUUGUAACAAGACACAAAUAAACAUGCUCCUCAAGCUCCUCAACUUGUUUCAUGAACC
Molecule: messenger RNA, 1040 nt
Organism: Sesamum indicum (sesame)
Lineage: Eukaryota; Viridiplantae; Streptophyta; Magnoliopsida; Lamiales; Pedaliaceae
Product: citrate-binding protein
Source: RefSeq, a predicted model, not a curated record